Molecule: messenger RNA, 2957 nt
Organism: Chara braunii
Lineage: Eukaryota; Viridiplantae; Streptophyta; Charophyceae; Charales; Characeae
Source: the annotation of a GenBank genome assembly
GUGAGCGACGAUCUCCCUAUGGAUAUCUUGUUAGGUAUGUACUACCUCUCUGUGGCACAGCCUCAGUUUGACUGGGACCGAAAAGUGGUCAAGCACACUUUGCCGGGUGGAGGGACCGCCAGAUUACACAAGUUCAAAGCUAGUAGUCUGAUCGAUUCCCAUGGAUGCAUGUGUGCGGCCGCGUUCUAUAACUACUAUAAGCAACAUCAGGAGGAGGGUAUGUACUUAGUUUAUAUCUCUGCUGCAGGCGAGCCGGUGAAAAUGCCGCCGGAGAUAGAGGGAGAAGUUGCCAAGUACCCUGAUCUAUUUGAAGAGCCAACAGGGGUUGUUGAUAGGGAGGUCGUCCACGCGAUAGAGAUUAUCCCUGGGUCUAGUAUUCCGAAGGGUAGGAUCUAUCGGAUGUCUCCAGGCGAGCUUGAUGAGCUUCGCCGCCAACUCAAGGAACUCAUAGAGAAGGGUUGGAUCCGACCGAGUGUCUCUCCUUACGAAUCUCCAGUACUAUUCGUACCAAAGAAGAAGGAGGGCACUCUCAAGAUGUGCAUUGACUAUAGGGGCCUCAAUGCCAUCACUGUGAAGAACAGAGAGCCCCUACCGCGCAUCGACGAUCUGUUAGAUAGAGUGCAAGGGUGUAGGUACUUCAGUAAGAUAGAUCUGAAGUCCGGGUACCAUCAAAUUGCAAUCCGGCCCAAGGAUCAACACAAAACCGCAUUUCAGACCAGGUACGGUCUGUAUGAGUUUGUGGUGAUGCCUUUUGGCCUUUGCAAUACUCCUGGCACCUUUCAGCACGCUAUGAAUCGGAUAUUCCAUGACUACCUGGAUAAGUUUGUCGUCGUGUACCUCGAUGACAUACUUAUUUUUAGUAAGACUGUCGAGGAGCACGUUGCACACUUAGACAAAGUUCUCAGUCUCCUGCGACAGCACAAGUUCAAGAUCAACGGUGAAAAGUGCGAGUUUGGCCGCACCUGUAUCUUGUACUUGGGUCAUGAGAUCUCCGCGGAUGGGUUGAAGCCCGAUGAUGCGAAGGUGGCCAGCAUUCGUGAUUGGCCACGACCUCAGUCGGUGACUGAGAUGAGAUCUUUCUUAGGAAUGACCGGUUACUAUAGGACUUUCGUUAAGAACUAUAGCAUAGUGACCGCUCCUUUGACUGAUCUGACUCACCUUGACACCCCGUGGGAGUGGACAGAUAAGUGCGAGGCUGCUUUCAGACAUCUGAAGCAUGCACUAACGCAUUAUGAAGUCUUGAAACUUCCCGAUUCUGAUAAGCCGUUUAUAGUAACCACGGAUGCUAGCCAAUAUGGCAUUGGCGUCGUGCUUGCGCAGCAGGAGGGGGCAAAGUUGAGGCCUUUUGAGUACAUGUCCAAGAAAAUGCCGUCUCAGAAGUUGGCUAAGUCCGCCUAUGAGAAAGAACUCUAUGCGGUGUUCAAGGCGCUGACCCAUUGGAGACACUAUCUCCUUGGGAGGUUCUUCAUCCUCAGGACUGAUCAUCAGACCUUGAGAUGGAUGAGAACUCAGCCUGUACUCUCUGACGCAUUGAAGUGUUGGAUAGAAGUCAUUGAGCAGUAUGACUUUGACCCUCAGUACAUUAAGGGUGAGUACAACAAGGUUGCUGAUGCCUUGUYGCGUAGACCUGACUUCUCAGAUGCGCUGAUUACUGAGUACGAUCUUACGGAUGAUGUCACUCGAUCCUUGGUGGAAGCCUAUCGAGAGGACCAGUUUAUGUCUGAGAUCAUAYGCAGACUCGAGGCGAAGGAUAAACAAACUUCAGUCGAGUUUGAGUUAGUCAAUAGCUUGCUGUUUCUCGAGAAGGAAGGGAAUAAACGUUUGUGUGUCCCUGAUAAAGAGUCUUUGCGUAGUUUGUUUUUAAGCGAGUGUCAUGACGCCACCGACCAUUUUGGGUACAAGAAGACCGCAUCCAAUUUGUUGCAAAGGUUCUGGUGGCCCACGAUGUUAAAAGAUGCUAAGCUGUACGUGGAAACUUGUCAAGUUUGCCAACGAGACAAGCCCCGUACUCAGGCUCCUCUUGGGCUGCUCAAGCCCCUUCCGAUUCCGGAAAGGCCGKGUGAAAGCUUGUCCAUGGACUUCAUGGAUACCCUGGUCACCAGCAAGAGUGGGAUGAGGCAGAUCUUCGUCAUCGUGGAUAGGUUUAGUAAGUAUGCUAGGUUAAUAGCCAUGCCAGAAACAGCGAAGACCAAGUAUGUAAUCAGGCUGCUCAAAGAGAACUGGGUGAGGGAUUUUGGAUUGCCUAAGUCUAUUGUAAGUGACAGGGAUGUCAGAUUUACAACAAACGACAAGGCUGAACAAAUGAACCGCGCUGUUCAACACCUGUUGAGGCAUUACAUUAAGCCCAAUCAGGUGGACUGGGACGAGAAGCUUGCUCUUGUCGCCAGUCUGUACACAGCGCUACCGGGAGUCUGGGUCAAGUCUUCAGAACUGGGACAGGAGUUCGGGAUAUCCCGCAAACUCAUGCCUCAGUACUUUGGACCUUGGGAAGUUUUAGACGUAGUGGGGACAGAUCCUGAUGGUCCAUCUUAUGUCAUCCGUAUCCCUGGUCAUCUCAGAACUUACCCAGUCUUUCACGCCUCUAAGCUCGCUGCGUUCAAGGAAACUGAUCAGUUUCCCUCUCGUCGGUCAAUGCUGCCCCCAACCAUGGACGGAGAACUCGACAUCGAUGAUAUCGUCGACCACAGGGAGGUGCCCGUUCAGAAGCCUCCAGGAAGGGGACGUCCUCCAAAGCCAAAGCUGCAGUUUCGUGUCCACUUCAGACAUCACACGGAUCCGAAGGAGGACCGCUGGUUUACUCGGGAGGAAUUGAUGCAGACCGCUCCUCAAAUCGUUGCCCGCUAUGAGAAGGAUGUAUUGAAAGGAAAGCGCCAGAUGGCUCAGGAUUGAUCUUCUCAGAGGACUAACGAAGAUAUGGAGGAGGGAAUGCGAGGCUACGCCCGCUCAGCCCUUUUUGG